AUGCAUCUAUACAACGUCCUCAUCACAGCCCUCUCCAUUGGGACGGGUGUUUUGGGCGCCCCCGCCGAGCUAGCUGCUCGCGCAAGUAGAUCUAGCGCCCCAUCAGGUUGCUUGACAGUCGGCUCGGGCGGAAAAUACUCGAAGAUCGGCGAUGCCCUGACUGCUCUCGGCUCAUCCUCGGCGGCCGCUUGUAUCUAUAUUGCAAGUGGCACGUACAAGGAACAGCUUACUAUCAAAUAUCCCGGUGCUCUGACUUUCUAUGGUCAGACUGUUGAUACGCAGACGUAUAAGCAGAACACUGUUACCAUUACCCAUACCAUCUCCUCGCCUCAGGCUGGGUCACUGGAUAAGAGUGCUACUGUGAAUGUUGUCGCCGAUGGUUUUAAGAUGUACAACAUCAAUGUGGUGAAUGGGUACGGGUCUGGUGCGCAGGCUGUUGCACUAGUUGGCAAUGCCAAUAGACUUGGCUUUUAUGCAUGCCAGUUCCUUGGAUACCAGGAUACCCUGUAUGCCAAGUCGGGAACACAGUACUAUGUCAACUCCAAGAUCCAGGGAACUGUGGAUUACAUCUUCGGCGACGCCUCUGCCUGGUUCGGAAACUGCGACAUCGUUUCCAACGGCCCUGGCUAUAUCACCGCCAGCUCACGCCAGACAACCACCGACACGGCCUGGUAUGCAAUCGACAACUGCAACAUCAAGGCUGCGUCUGGAACUAACAUCGAUGGCGAUGUGUACCUUGGCCGCCCAUGGCGAGGACUUGCUCGCGUUAUCUACCAGAACUCGAAGCUGGGUAGUUUGAUCAAUCCCAAGGGAUGGGCGACAAUGGCGAAGGAUGCUACACCAUUGUACUAUGAGUUCAAAAACUCUGGAGAUGGGUCGGAUACUUCUGCGCGGCUGUAUGAGACUCCCAUCUCGGCGGCAGUCACGAAGAAGACAGUUUUGGGCAGUGACUAUGGUAACUGGAUUGACUCAAGUUAUUAG
This is a messenger RNA of Penicillium griseofulvum, 981 nucleotides long. It is a transcript of the gene pmeA, whose product is annotated as putative pectin methylesterase. NCBI's taxonomy places the organism in Eukaryota, Fungi, Ascomycota, Eurotiomycetes, Eurotiales, Aspergillaceae. Gene Ontology annotation, molecular function: pectinesterase activity. Gene Ontology annotation, biological process: cell wall modification. The record is from RefSeq and is a predicted model, not a curated record. The transcript is spliced from 3 exons. Bases 1 to 981 code for a protein of 326 amino acids.